UUUGGCUGAAGCACCAUGAGAAGUGCACGAGAGACCACCUCGCCCAGAGGGUGCCCAGGCCGCAAGCUUCGCUGGCAUGCCUUUGCUGUCGCCUUUGGGAUGCUGCCAGCCUUUGCCGCUGUCCGACAAGCAUUCAUGAGGGUAUUCCACAGACAGGGUGUUUGCACACUACCUUCUUCAAAAUUGCGGCUGCAAGUCCCAGAAGGACGAAUUCCAGUGGCGAUUGUUGCCCCCGGCUCUUUUUCGCCGCCAACGCUGCUGCAUUUGAGGAUGUUUGAAGAGGCUCGUGAUGCUUUGGAACGCACUGGAGGUAAAUUUAAAGUGGUUGGUGGCUACAUGUCUCCUGUACAUGAUGCAUAUGGCAAAGCUUCUUUAGCACCAGCACAUCAUCGAUUAAGCAUGGUGGAAGCAGCAGUGUCAGAUUCGGAUUGGAUUAUGGCUGAUAGCUGGGAAUGCCUGUGCCGAAGUGAGUGGACACCAACAGUUGAGGUGGUUUCGCGUUUCGCAGCCGAGCUCAGCAAGGUUCCAGUUGCUGUUGGGUCUAAUCGCCCGCAAUGUGGCAAAGUUCAGCUUGUGAUGCUUUGCGGCGGUGAUGUCUUGCAAUCUUUCAAUGCAACAAAGCCAAGCGGCGAGAGAGUAUGGCCGGACGAUGAUGUUGAGGUCAUCGUUGGGCAACACGGCCUGGUUUGCGUCGGGCGGGGCAAAGCAGAUCUUGGAGCGAUAGCGCGGGAGUCCACGGUGCUCGGCAAACACCUCGACAAAAUUGUUCUUGCAAAGCCACGAGUCCUCACAGGCAUCAGUUCCAGUGUGGUCCGGCAAUAUUUGGCUUCGAAUCAAAGCAUUCGCUACCUUGUGCACGACAAGGCUGGGAUGGGUGGGUCAAGCGCGUCAAGUCGGUCAAGCGGUGAUUCUUCACUAGGUAUGCUCAGUUUAGCGCAUUCGGAAUGCUAUGAAAUUGCUUACCUUUCAGGUGUCUCGCGGCUUGUUUACGCCGGGUCUUGUUCAUUGCGCCAAGGGGUUUUUCGUACAGGUACAGGCAGUACUUUAAAAUCAUGAUUCACGCCCAAGAAGUUUCUUGCUCUCCCAAGGUUCGUGACUACAUCUUCAAACACAAGCUCAACGAGCUGCCAAAUUGGCAAUGAGCUUCUCAGCUACGCUGUGACUCGAAGCUUUCGAACUCAAAACCAUUGUCUGCGCGGGAAACAAAAGGAGCGGUGAAUGCAAAUUCCAAACACCUUGUGUCCGCGUUGUAUGGCAGGUUUACUCACGGGAAAACACUUGGUUUGGAGUGGAGUUUG
Messenger RNA from Durusdinium trenchii, 1298 nucleotides. Lineage: Eukaryota; Dinophyceae; Suessiales; Symbiodiniaceae. The record is from the annotation of a GenBank genome assembly.